GGAUCUCGAGCUCGUCCCGGAACGACGAGCUCCUGGACCAAAUGUCACUGUCUGACUCCAUCUCAAAAAUACGAGUACAAAAAUGUCACAGCCGCUCUGUGUCGAAGCUACGAGAAAAUGGCGGGCAUUCCUGUUAAAUUUGCCGCGAAACAUUCUACGCCUGCGCAGUUGAUUGUUGGACAUAUGGUAUGCAUUUUACACGGACUCACAAGGACCAAUCAGAAACGACUUAAUUUGCUCAGUGAGAAGAGGACUUUCAGGAAGUUUUUUCUUUUGGCAGAAUCAUGGAUAAUGUUCAUUUGAUGGAGUUAAUCUAUAUCUAUCAAAGACUGAAAGAGAUAGAGGACUCAUUGGAGGAGGCUGCCAACAUGAUCGAGCGCUGCCUAACGUCAGCGUCCCACGAGUUAGAUGUCCAUCUCCAAACUGUAGAGCUCCUGUUGAGCAGAAAGUACAUGGAAGAUGAGGCCAAGUUGACUGCUGUUUUGGGCCGGAUGGAAGAUUUGUUGCUGAUCGUCUUGGAUUACAACUCCAUGCUGACGGGGAUGUUGACUACGGCAGAGAGGCUACUACAAGAGGAACGGGAGCUUGUGGCCUAUGCGCGGGACAUCUUAUGAAGACAACACUGGACGGGAUAGGGCAAACAAACACACCACUACACCCCCAACUGCGCGGAACAGACACGGCGGAAAAACAUUAUGAACAUUAUUAUGAAACUCAAAACCGACUACAAGCUUGCGUACGCGUAUUGCUAUUAGGAACUGUCUGAGAACUGUCCUUUCUCCCCAGAGCUGUGAAGCUUCUGAACAAGAGCUAGUCUAUUUUUAUAUACUGUGACUGAAGUGGCUUGUUUUCAUCUCAUUGUUUUUAACGAUAUUUGUGCCAGAACUGCUUAUAAAUAUGUCGUAAAGUGUAUUCGUUAUCUUUGUGUAACUUGCUCGUACGAUUUUAAUGAACAAAUUUACAGAUUUAAUAUUAUCAUGCAAUGUUGUUUGUAACAUUUCAAAGAACGAAUCAACUAGAAACCGUUCACGUCGCUCUGUG
Molecule: messenger RNA, 1041 nt
Organism: Branchiostoma belcheri (Belcher's lancelet)
Lineage: Eukaryota; Metazoa; Chordata; Leptocardii; Amphioxiformes; Branchiostomatidae
Exons: 2
Coding region: 285-614 (109 amino acids)
Source: RefSeq, a predicted model, not a curated record